AUGUGGCCGCAGGAAGAGCCUCCGGCGGGCCUCCGGCGGACGCCUGGCGGCGUGGCGCUGCGCGCCGGCCUGCGGCCCAGGACCUAUUUGACCGCUCGCUACCUAUCUGACCGCUCCGAAUCCCUUGCGUGGGUUGCCAACUCGAGUUCGAAUGACAUUAUGACAUGCUGGUUCAUGCUGAACUCAUUCGCCUUCGACUCAUUCGUCUUCGCUACCUACCCAACGCUCGAGCACGACGACCACGACCCCGGCCCCCUCGCAGAGCGCAUCAGGCGCGACAAGCGCGAGCGGUCCGACCGCUCCUCCGACGACUCCUCCUCCGACCGCGACUCAUGCGGCACCGGCUCCACUAGCGAGGCGAAUGACAUAUUCGACACCCUCGAAGACCAUCUCGGCUACGGUUCCGACUCCGGCUCCGGCUGGUAG
Emiliania huxleyi CCMP1516 is the source of this 426-nucleotide messenger RNA. RefSeq lists its product as hypothetical. The record is from RefSeq and is a predicted model, not a curated record. Lineage: Eukaryota; Haptophyta; Isochrysidales; Noelaerhabdaceae. The transcript is spliced from 2 exons. Bases 1 to 426 code for a protein of 141 amino acids.